Molecule: messenger RNA, 300 nt
Organism: Cooperia oncophora
Lineage: Eukaryota; Metazoa; Nematoda; Chromadorea; Rhabditida; Trichostrongylidae
Source: the annotation of a GenBank genome assembly
AUGCCGCAGCUGCGCGCUGCAAGUUCUUGUGGGAAGAAACAGGGCGAAAGUCCUCACAAAGUGAAUAACUUCCCUCUGCGAAGAAUCGCUCAAGCCUUUGUCAUCGCCACCAAGACGAGGCUCGAUGUAUCUGGUGUGAAGAUUCCGGACCACAUCAACGACGAUUACUUCAGGCGAAAGAAGUUGUCUGGCAAGAAGGGAGAGAAUAUUUUCGCUGCUGGAAAGGUUGAAUAUCAGGUCUGUUUUGAACCGUAUUUUCCUAACUGCGGGUUUCUCAGUUGUCGUCGCAGAGAUGUUUGA